UGGGUUCCCCACCGCCUAUAUCCCAAGGUUCGAAUAUAGUAGAAGGCUUACUAGAGGAGCUAGCCCAAAUAAACUUAUCUGAAAUCGAUUCUCUCAGGCUUGAAUUGAGAUGGGUAAAGGAGGAUUUAAAUUCAAAAAAACACGAAAUAGAAUAUAUAGAAAAGAGGAUCGAGACAACAGAUAUUAUAUAUAAACAGGAAUUAGAUAGAUUAUAUUCGGCGCAAUCAAAUUUGAUGGAGGAAAAUUCUCACCUUCGAGUUUUAGUAUUAAAGAAAGAUAAUGAAAUAGUCUCAGAAAGAUUAGCUGAGUAUGAGCCUCCCCUUACAAAUGAUACGAAAGAAAGAGUAAGUAAACAGGUUCCAAAAGAACCACAACUUUCUGUUCUUAAUCCUCUACUCUCCCAAAUAUUUUUUGUAGAUGGUGCAGAAGCCAAGCCUUUACUAACAACUGUCUCUAUCAUUGAAAAAAAUAUGAAAAAAAAUAACCAAUAUAUUCAGACUAGCGAUUUACAUCUCCAGACAUAUCUGUAG
Molecule: messenger RNA, 530 nt
Organism: Racocetra persica
Lineage: Eukaryota; Fungi; Glomeromycota; Glomeromycetes; Diversisporales; Gigasporaceae
Source: the annotation of a GenBank genome assembly